AUGUAUCAAUUCCUAGCAGUGAUUCUGCUCGUCGUCCUCUCAGCAGCCGCCGACUCCGGCCUCGGUUGUUACUCUUCGGUGGACACAUCCGUGGCAAGAGGCUACAAAGAAAACCAGUCAUCCAGUCUAUGCGCCGAAUUAUGUGGCAGUGACUACCCCUAUGUGGCAGUCAAAAAUGGAGGCUAUUGUUUCUGUCUUCUGUCGCUCCCCACCGCUCUGACCUCCUCCUCUAACUGUAACGUGAAGUGUAAUGGUUAUGGUUUCGUCAUGUGUGGUGGUGCCAACGCCUACACCGUGUUUACUGGCAACGGCGAAGCUGCUGGCGAGCUGGGUGCAGUGGGAGCUUCUUCUGCCGGUGGAAACUCAGUCGGAGCUUCGUCUGCUGACUCGUCCACAGCUCAGGCGUCUGCCUCACCUGCUGCCUCUGCAACAAGCAGCUCAACAUCCAGCUCUUCCUCAAGCUUGCCUACUUCCACAUCUGUGUCUAGUUCGGUGCCAGCUUCCUCCUCGUCGGGCUCUAUCACGACUACCCCCAUGACAACUAAUGCCGCUUCCACCUCGGUAUUUACCACCACAUCUGGCGAAAACGGUUCUGUCAUUUACAAAACCGUCACCACACAGGCAUCUCCCACAAGUUCAUCUGAAGCAAACAACCAUCUGUCCUCCAAAAAAUCCACAAACGUCGCACCUAUCGUAGGUGGAGUCGUUGGAGGCUUGGCUGCGCUAGCAUUAAUUGGUGUAGGAAUUUUCUUCUUCAUUCGUCGCCGCAGCGAUAACGACGACGAUGAUGAGGAAGAAUUCUACGAGAAGGGCUCAGGCAACCUCAACGCAGGCGGAGGCUCUAGUAAGUCCAGAAAGAACAGACUCAACUCUGUUUUCGACAUGCCCAUGUCCAAUCCAUUCGCGCAUCCUACCGAUGAUUUCGCUGACAAGCGCUUAAGUAAAAUGACUCAGAAUGGCGGGUUGACGGAUCCAAGACUCAAUCCAGUAAUGAUGGGUCGUAGAAGACUCUCAGAAGGCUCAUUAGCUGAUGAGACAGACUACUCGCGUAAGAUACUAGGGGUGGCCAACCCUUAG
This is a messenger RNA of Sungouiella intermedia, 1077 nucleotides long. Lineage: Eukaryota; Fungi; Ascomycota; Pichiomycetes; Serinales; Metschnikowiaceae. The record is from the annotation of a GenBank genome assembly.